ACGUUUGUUUCCCCCCCUAAAUAGAUGUACAAUAUACCCCCGCGGCCCGGAGGGUGACACCUAACUUCUUAAAAAGCAUCGUCGACGGGGUUUGUUGGUUAUUUUUGUCACCGUAACCGGAAGUUGACACUGUGGCGCAGUUGAGUGCGAAAGUGAAAGCAUUAUCGUGAGGGGGGGAAACCAAAGGAGAGCCAACGCUCACUUAUUACUGCGACAAGAGUGGAACAAUCAUGGCCAGCCUUUGGUCUGUAUGGAGUCUUUCUUUGGUUACUUUUGCUUGCUUCGGUCGAGCCUGCAGCAGCCACUGUCCUGUGCUGGAGUGCUGGAUGGUGCCGGACAAGGCUCGAGCAGGAGCUUCCAACAACCAGGAAAAGGUCCUGCUGGACGUGAGGACAUCUGGCCAUCAUGCAGCCAGCCAGGACGCGCCACCUGACGGCAUCAAGAGAAUCUACUCCGUCGGCGAUCCGGCCGCGACCCUCUGUCACCGCUCGCUCUGCCCACUCAGCGGCUCCGCCCACAAGCCUGUGUGUGAGAUCAGCUCCUUUCUGCCGCACCCGUCCGCCGUCAAAUGGGCCGCCUCGCUCACGGAGUCUGCCUUCAGCCCCUUGUACCUGCAAGCCGACUGGAUGGCCGCCUCUAUCCAGGGGCUGGACGCACAACUGGGCGUAUCCAAUGUCCUGCGCGCCACCACGGGUACCAGCGACCUGGACGUGGUCCUCAGCGUGUCCACCACAACGGUCUCAGUGAAGGCCGGACUCGGCGAGACGGUGCUGCUGGACUGCCAGUUCUGGGCCGACCGCGCUUCGCCACUGUCCGGUUUUGCAAUCGAGUGGCGCCACCAGUUCAGAGGCAGCGGCGAAAUGAUUCUGGCCUACGAUGGCAAAGCGGACCGGCUGUCCGGCACGCCGGAGGAAGGUGCCAUGGUAGACUUUGCCGAGCUGCACCGGAACAGAAAUGCUUCUCUAAUCAUCCGGGAAACCAAAGUCAGCCACACGGGGACCUACAUCUGCAUGGUGUACCUGCCAAACCUCCUGACCCAGGUGACCAUGGAGCUGGAGAUCUUAGAACCUCCAUCCUUAUCCAUGCACCCCGCCUCUCCGCCCCUGAUUGUUACCGGCCAGAGUUUAACGGUACACUGCGAAGCCUCUGGCUUUGCCCCCCAUUCGCUGGACCUGAGCUGGGAGUUCAAAAGCCCGGAUGGAAAGACCCGAUCGUUGGGACCCGGGCGCAUAAGCGGCCACAGGCAGGCCUGGGACGGUACCUACAGCCAGGACACCCGCCUGGAGCUGGACACUUCCACGCUGGACCUGGGCAGAGGCGGAGAGGUCACCUGUGUAGGGGAGCAUCCCGGAGGAACGCGGCGGGCCAGCGUGACCCUCAGAAUCAUCGGCUUCAGCACGCCGUCCAUCGAGGACUCCAUGGCAAUGGUGGGUGUGGCGCUGGUGCUCUACGGCCUCAUCAAGUUUGUGUCUUGGACCUUCAUCCCCUCAGGCUCAAACGGGGCUGAUGAAGCGGACAAGAAAAAGAAAUGAAGAUGCAGCUCUGGGCCUGCCUUCCUUAUAACACUGGAAAAUCAACUCUUUUAUUUUCUUUCUUAUUUUUAAUCCUCACUCUCAUUUUUACAAAUUUGUCAAUUUAAUGGAAGUGAGUAAAACAGAAGGUUGUUUCUAAUUUUUUGCCCAUUGUAUAAAGAAAUAUUUGUGGGUUC
This is a messenger RNA of Entelurus aequoreus (snake pipefish), 1708 nucleotides long. It is a transcript of the gene tapbp.1, whose product is annotated as TAP binding protein (tapasin), tandem duplicate 1. Bases 231 to 1532 code for a protein of 433 amino acids. The transcript is spliced from 8 exons. Gene Ontology annotation, biological process: antigen processing and presentation of endogenous peptide antigen via MHC class I. The record is from RefSeq and is a predicted model, not a curated record. Gene Ontology annotation, cellular component: membrane. Lineage: Eukaryota; Metazoa; Chordata; Actinopteri; Syngnathiformes; Syngnathidae.